Myotis davidii is the source of this 2408-nucleotide messenger RNA. It is a transcript of the gene IL6ST, whose product is annotated as interleukin 6 signal transducer. Lineage: Eukaryota; Metazoa; Chordata; Mammalia; Chiroptera; Vespertilionidae. Gene Ontology annotation, biological process: cytokine-mediated signaling pathway. The record is from RefSeq and is a predicted model, not a curated record. Gene Ontology annotation, cellular component: signaling receptor complex; external side of plasma membrane; membrane. The transcript has 15 exons. Gene Ontology annotation, molecular function: cytokine receptor activity; cytokine binding. The coding region runs from base 122 to 2074 and encodes 650 amino acids.
ACUCCUGAGAACGCACCCCUUUCUGUAGAGCAGCCUUUGGAGCGGAGACGUUGGAAAUGUGCCAUGAAGGGAAGUGUGAGCAGUGACGGUCCUGUGCCUCUUGCAGACUCGUCCCGGCAAGAUGUCGGCCAUGCGGACGCGGAUGCUGCCCACCCUGCUGCUGCUCCUCACCGCCACGUGCCUGGGGGAGCUCCUGGACGUCUGCGGCUAUAUCGACCCUGAGUCGCCGGUUGUGCAGCUUGGUUCUAACUUCACUGCGGUCUGUGUGCUCAAGGAAAAAUGUGUGGAUUAUUUACACGUCAACGCGGGCUACAUCUUCUGGAAAACAAACCACGUGACGGUUCCCCGCGAGCAGUACACUGUUAUCAACAGCACGGCGUCGAGUGUCACCUUCCCAGACUUCUCCCUGUUAAACACCCAGCUCACCUGCAACAUCCGCUCUUUCGGGCAGAUCGCUCAGAACGUGUAUGGGAUCAGCAUUGUUUCCGGCCUGCCUCCAGAAAAACCUAAGAACUUGAGUUGCAUCGUGAACGAAGGGAAGAGAAUGACCUGUCAGUGGGAUCCGGGGCGGGAGACGCAUCUGGAGACAAACUUCACCCUCAAAUCUGAAUGGGCAACGGAGAAGUUUCCUGACUGUAAGACGAAGCGCGGCAGCCCCCCUGCCUGCACCGUGGAGUACCUGCCCGUCUACUUCGUCAACAUGGAGGUCUGGGUGGAGGCGCGCAACGCCCUGGGGGAGGCCACGUCCGAGCACAUCAACUUCGACCCCGUGAACAGAGUGAAGCCCGUUCCUCCGCGCAAUGUGUCCGUCAGCAGCUCGGAGGAGCUGUCCAGCAUCUUGAAGCUGACCUGGGUCAACUCCAGCAUCGACAAGUUCAUCGGCCUGAAGUACGACAUCCAGUACCGGGCCCGGGGCACCGCGGCCUGGAGCCAGAUUCCCCUUGAAGACACAGCGUCCACCCGCUACUCCUUCACAGUCCAGGACCUGCGGCCCUUCACGGAGUACGUGUUCCGGGUGCGCUGCAUGAAGGAGGACGGCCAGGGCUUCUGGAGCGACUGGAGCGAAGAGGCGCGGGGGACCACGUCGGAGGACCGACCGUCCAAGGCACCGAGCUUCUGGUAUAAGGUGGAGCCGUCCCCUGCUCACGGCUACAGGUCCGUGCGGCUCCUGUGGAAGACCCUGCCUCCGUUUGAAGCCAAUGGGAAAAUCUUGGAUUACACAGUGACUCUCACGAGAUGGCAAUCACAUUCACGAAACUACACCCUUACCAGCGAUCGCUAUAGAGCAGCCCUGACAGCCAGGAACCUGGUCGGCACGUCCGACGCCGCGGUGCUCACCAUCCCUGCCUCUGACUUCCCAGCUACUCGCCCCGUCAGGGAUCUGAGAGCGUUUCCCAAGGACAACCGGCUGUGGGUGGAGUGGACCGCCCCCCGCGAGCCCGUGAGCAAGUACAUCCUAGAGUGGUGCGUGCUGUCGGACAAGGCGCCCUGCGUGCCCGACUGGCAGCAGGAGGACGGCGCCGUGCACCGCACCCACCUCACAGCAUCCCUGAAGCAAGCCCCGCCCUCCAAGGGCCCUGUCGUGCGGACGAAGAAGGUGGGGAAGAACGAAGCUGUCCUGCAGUGGGAACAGCUCCCUGUCGACGUGCAGAACGGCUUCAUCCGGAACUACACCAUCUUCUAUAAAACCAGCCUGGGCAACGAGACCGCCGUGAACGUGGACUCCUCCCACACGGAGUACACGCUGUCCUCGCUGACGAGCGACACGCUCUACAUGGUGCGCAUGGCGGCCUACACGGACGAGGGCGGCAAGGACGGCCCCGAGUUCACCUUCACCACCCCCAAGUUCGCCCAGGGCGAGAUCGAGGCCAUCGUGGUGCCCGUGUGCCUGGCCUUCCUGCUGCUCACGCUGCUGGGCGUGCUGCUCUGCUUCAACAAGCGGGACCUGAUUAAAAAGCACAUCUGGCCCAACGUCCCCGACCCGUCCAAGAGCAACAUUGCCCAGUGGUCGCCGCACACGCCGCCCCGGGUAAGACAGAGGGCAAAUGCGGGCACGUUUUGGGGGUCAACCUAGACCUAACCAGUUGGAUCAAAAAGUAAGUGGAACCAGAAUAGCACACGAAUGAGGAUCGUAACCCGCAUUUCACGUGAUGCCUGCGCGUCCUGUGCCGUCACCCUUGGAGCACAUUCACGCUGACACGUGGGUGUCGGCCGCAGACAGCCUGGUCCUGCAGCGCGAAGCUCACAGGUGUCGGCGCCGCCCCGCGGGCGGGCGUUCCGCUUCGUGUCCCCAUCGGCCUGCGCAGCCGGCGUGUUCCCGCGCUGACGGGCGGGUCCCUCCUGGAUCCCGGGAACCUCCUUGAAGGGGGGUCUGUCUGCGUUGCCUUCCCUCCCGGGAUUCCGAGUUA